Messenger RNA from Etheostoma spectabile (orangethroat darter), 4190 nucleotides. RefSeq names its product tyrosine kinase 2 (gene tyk2). NCBI's taxonomy places the organism in Eukaryota, Metazoa, Chordata, Actinopteri, Perciformes, Percidae. Gene Ontology annotation, cellular component: cytosol; membrane; cytoskeleton. Gene Ontology annotation, biological process: cell differentiation; cytokine-mediated signaling pathway; intracellular signal transduction. Gene Ontology annotation, molecular function: ATP binding; non-membrane spanning protein tyrosine kinase activity; growth hormone receptor binding. The transcript has 24 exons. The record is from RefSeq and is a predicted model, not a curated record. Bases 211 to 3717 code for a protein of 1168 amino acids.
GCCUGGUGGAGGGAGGAACCGUGUUAGUUUCAGGAAGAACCAGCGGUCUGUCGACUCUCGCAGUUCAUGAGAACCCGAGAGUGGGCGAAGGGGGAAGUACGCUUUCACAGAAAAUGAAUCCUGACUGUUAGCUAGUUAAUGUCACUGCGUUAGGUUUUAAUGUAACACUGUCAAAAGCUCGCCGUUAAAUGUGAUUUGCCUGUUUUCACCAUGUCCAGGAGUCGGUGGUCCAGGCGUUCAAAGCCAGGAGCACUCCCGGGCCUGUGUGAGCCCCCCAAGGGUCAAGGCAUCCAUGUUUACCUAUUCUGGUCAAAGGAAGGGGAAAGAUAUUUGUCUUACACAAGUGGAAGAGUCACAGCAGAGGAGCUGUGCAUCUCAGCUGCAGAGGCUGUAGGGAUAACUCCUCUGUGCCAUGUGUUGUUUGCUCUGUACAAUCCACAAUCACGUUGCUGGUACAGUCCAAACCAUGAGUUCAGUCCAGAGAACACCAGUCUUGUACUUCACUACUGUAUGAGGUUUUACUUCCGGAAUUGGCACGGACUUAAUGAGAAGGAGCCAACUGUAUCCCGUUAUGCUUUAAGAUCUGGGACAAGUCAGGGUGGUUACCCUCUUCUUGACUUGACAUCCUUGGAAUACUUAUUCUCCCAGGCAAAAUAUGAAUUUGUAAACGAAGUAGUACAGAUGGAAGACAUUGAGUCAGAGGAGGAGAUAAGCCGCUUCAAAAAUGAGAGCUUGGGGAUGGCUGUGCUUCAACUCUCACACCAGGCAAUGCAAACAGACUGUACCUUACAAGAUGUUGCAGAAAAAGUCAGCUACAUGCACUGCAUUCCAAGGUCUUUCGCCAAACUCAUUUCCAAAGACAACUUCCUGACAAAAAUCCGGAUCCGGCGGGUGUUUGCAGAGUUUGUGCGGACCUUCCAGCAGCACACUGUUGAUAAGGGGCGACUAGGCACCCACGAGAUAAUGUAUAAGUACAUCUCUACUCUUGAACACUUGGCACCACGUUUUGGAACAGAGACCUUCCCUGUAUCCCACCUGGAACUGAGAAAGGAUGGGGACGGAAGCAGCUCUUACUCUAACACCACCCAUGCGCAGGGUGCCUCGAAAGACGACUUCAGUCUUCCCGCCACACAUGAGAUAAUGGUGUCUGGCACCAAGGGGAUUCAAUGGAGGAAGGUGUCCGGUCAAAAGGCGCAGGCAAACACUUACUUAAGAAAUGACUACAUGAACUACAUGAAGAAAACAAAACAACAGUCCAGCCAACCAAAUGCGGACACUCCCAAUAAAUGGACCUCCUUCUGUGAUUUCCCUGAAAUAACUCACAUAGCCAUCACUGGAGAUAAUGUGUGCAUUAGCACUCAGGACAACCACUGCAUGGAGGUUCAGAUGAACUCCAGCCAGCAGGCCCGUUCCUUCAUCUCCCUCCUUGAUGGAUACAACCGGCUGACUGCAUUCGCCCACCACUAUCUUUGUCAUGAUGUGGCUCCCCCAAGGGUAGUGCUGAGUUUGGCAAAUGGACUGCAUGGACCUAUCCAUGAUGAUUUUGUGCUGCUGAAGCUGAAAAAGGAGGCAGCAGAGGAGGGAGCUUUCCUUGUACGUUGGAGUGCUCUUGACUAUCGCCGCAUCAUCCUAGCUGUCCUGAACAAAAAUGAGAACGGAUCGAAGCCAAGCCAUAAGCAGUUUCGGAUUCAGCUCAAGGGUUCCAUGUUCUGUCUGGAGGGAUGGGAUCGAGAAUUCUCCAGUGUGAAGGAGCUCACAGAAAGCCUCAAGACCUUUGUACUCAAGUCUGGUUCGGACAGCUUUACUGUCAAAAAAUGCUGUUUGCCAAAACAAGCAGAGCUAUCCAACCUUCUGGUGAUAAGGCAAGGUGUUCAUAUUGACUCCUUGUCCCUGAACAUGACCCAGCUACGCUUCCACCAGAUCAAGGACAAAGAGAUCAAACAGGGACAGCAUUUGGGCCGUGGGACCAGAACUAACAUCUACUCAGGACGUCUGCUGGUGCGAGGUGGAGGAGAAAACGACGAAGACGAAGAGUGCAACAACAACUUUGCUGACCGCAACGGGAUCCACGUGGUUCUCAAGAUUCUAGAGCAAAGCGAUAAAGAUAUUGAUAUAGGCUUUUUGGAAACAGCAAGUCUCAUGAGCCAGGUAUCCCACAGCCACCUGGUGUUUGUACAUGGUGUGUCAGUCAAAGGAUCUGAAAACAUCAUAGUGGAAGAAUUUGUGGAGUUUGGGCCUUUGGAUGUUUUCCUUCGCAAAGAAAAGGCAUCUGUGACUCCUCAGUGGAAAUUUAUUGUUGCAAAACAACUUGCCAGUGCCCUCAAUUAUCUUGAGACCAAACGGCUGGUUCAUGGAAACGUCUGUGCCAAGAACAUUCUGGUGGCAAGGCGUGGUCUGGAGCAUGGCACUACUCCUUUUGUCAAGCUGAGUGACCCAGGAAUUGCCCUGAAUGUCCUUUCACGGGAAGAGCGUCUUGAGCGCAUCCCAUGGAUUGCCCCUGAGUGUGUUGACAGCGGCGUACCCGUUUUUAAUGCUUCUGACCAGUGGAGCUUUGGCAUCACGCUGCUCGAAAUCUGCAACAAUGGCGAUCUUCCAAUGAGUGGCAGCACAUUGUCUGAGAAAGAGCGCUUUUAUCAGCAAAAGGGUCGUUUAGCUGAACCGUCCUCCCAGGAACUGGCCAGCUUUAUCAGCAUGUGUUUGACCUACGAGACUGUGGAGAGGCCUUCCUUCCGCACUGUGCUCAGAGAGCUCACAGAAAUCAUGAUUAAAAAUCCUGAUAUAUCUCCUAGUGAAACUCUCCCUGAUACAGACCCUAGCGUGUUCCAUAAACGCUACCUGAAAAAAAUGCGGGAUUUAGGAGAGGGUCACUUUGGAAAAGUCACUCUCUACUUGUAUGACCCGGCCAACGAUGGUACAGGAGAGCUUGUGGCAGUGAAGGCUUUGAAACAGGACAACGGUCAUGUGCCUGAGGGCUGGAUCAAGGAGAUUGAGAUCCUCAAGUCCCUUUAUCACAGCAACAUUGUCAAGUACAAGGGCUGUUGCACUGAACUGGGAGGACAAGUGGUGCAGCUGAUAAUGGAGUACCUUCCUCUGGGGAGUCUGCAAAAGUACCUUCCCACACAUAAACUGGGAAUGUCCCGAUGCCUUAUGUUUGCUCAGCAGAUCUGUCAGGGUAUGGAGUACUUGCACUCUAAACGAUAUAUCCAUCGAGACCUUGCUGCCCGUAAUGUCUUAGUGGAAAAUGAAAGUUUGGUGAAGAUUGGAGACUUUGGCCUGACAAAGUACAUCCCAGAGGGCGAGAUCUACUACCGUGUCCGUGAGGAUGGGGACAGUCCAGUGUUUUGGUAUGCCAUUGAGUGCUUGAAGGAAAGUAAAUUUUCCUUUUCCUCUGACAUUUGGUCGUUUGGCGUUACGUUGUACGAGAUCCUGACCCGCUGUGACCAUCGCCAAAGCCCUCCAGUAAAGUUCGUGGAGAUGAUGGACAGACCCCAGGGACAGAUGACUGUGAUGGUUCUCAUAAAACAGUUGGAGAAACAACAGCGAUUGCCUCGUCCCAAAGACUGCCCGCAAGAGAUGAAGAUGUUAAUGGAGCAGUGUUGGGCUGCAGACCCUGCACAACGACCAUCGUUCAAAUCCCUUAUUGAAAAGUUUGAGGCUAUUCGCCAAACAUACGACUGGCAGUCGCAUAUAAACUUUUCCUCGGCUCAGAUUUGCUGAUCAGGCCUCUGAAGAUCUACUUGUCUACAUGUCAUCACUUUGCCACUAUGGCCACCAUACUGUAUAUUACAGGGUAGCCAGUAAUGUGUUUCUUGCUGGGAAAUGCCUGCUGUCUCCAUUUACAUAGAUAUCUUUUUACAGUAUAAAAGCACACUGCUAUCCUUUCAUUACUGAUGUUAAGGCAAUGAUAAACGCAGAAAGUUUUGUUUUAUUGUUGGCUGAUGAGUUGAACUUAAUGAAGAAAGGCAAUGUCUUGGGAAGAGUGUCAGCUUUUGUCUUUUUAAAAGUAAUAGGUCUGCAUAUAUCACAGUAAGUAUUAAGAUUGGGAGAAUACUAUUUUUUAGUUUGUGUUUAAUGUUUGUAAAUUUUUUUUGAGUGUUAAGUUUGUGUUUAAUUUUGUAUCAACCAAAAGAACAAAUUCAAAAUAUAAUGCAUUUUAACAUGCCCUUUUCUUAAAAACUAAAAUACAGAUU